AAAAAUACAACAUGACAUCCCCAGACUCAACAAACCCCCGAAAUCCAGAGAUAGCAUUUAUCUCCGGCCCUCUGGACAUAGGCCGAGACAACACCUAUUUCCACACGCACUACGUACCCAAAAUCAACGCUGCCAUUGAACGUGGACAUCGCUUUGUGAUCGGCCCCGUCGCUGGUGUGGACAGGGCCACAUUGGAUUAUCUCCUUGCGUAUCCUAUCCCUCCAUCACAUAUAACUAUUUUCGUGACUCCCACUGAGAAUAUAUUGAUGGGCGAUGAAUUCCGCUCUCGUGCGGUCAAUGUACAUGUUGUCGACGGGGGUUCGAAUAUGACGACUCGGGAUCGUGAUGCGGCGAUGACGAGGGCUAGCUCUUAUGAUAUUCUCAGGUGGAGACCGAGGGAGGAGGCAAAGAAGUUCUACGGACCGAUGUAUAGGGAGGGGUAUGUUACGAAUACAGAGAUGAAUUGGAGGCGGCGGAGGGGAAUUAGUGAGACGGAGGUAGUGAAAGAAGAAGAUGUGGGUAUCUUUCGUGAUGAGAAGAAGCGCUCCUCGGAGAAAUACGUUAUUAAUGCGCUUCGGGGCUUAUUUCGGACUGCUUCACAACCUUCUAAGGAUUGAUUAGGUUGGGAUGAGGAGGUGGUGUUUGAGAUAUAGCGUUUUCAAAAUUGCAUAGAUUCAAAUUAAGAUCUAUAUAAUUGUACAUAGU
Molecule: messenger RNA, 705 nt
Organism: Aspergillus caelatus
Lineage: Eukaryota; Fungi; Ascomycota; Eurotiomycetes; Eurotiales; Aspergillaceae
Exons: 1
Coding region: 12-617 (201 amino acids)
Source: RefSeq, a predicted model, not a curated record